AAAUUCAAACCUACCAAAAAAAAACUAAUAUAAAUUCGAAGGCCCAUAAAUUAAAGGAUGAGGUAGCUCAUGUCUUAUGAGAUAGUGAAAUGGGCCGGAAAGAUCAAGCCAAGCCCAUGUAAAUUGUUAGCCCAAUUUGCAAGUCUUGGGCUGGGCUUGAAGAAAAAAAAAUCAUUUGAAGGUCGAGUUCCCAAGCCUGAGAGAAAAUGUCGGGGCAAUAGGUCUCAAUGGCUGUGGUUGACAAAAUAUGCGCGCGUUUUCAGUCUCGCUGGACUCAUCUUCUCCUCUCGUCGUCUUCUCCCAAUCUGUUACUCCUCCAGUUACACUUAUCCCCACCAGAGUUUCAGGCCAUCUUUCCAGAAUCAACGCCUUCCAUUCCGUCGUAGACAGGCCCAGCGUUCUCUAUUGCAACUGCAUCGAUUCCCCUUCCCCUUCAAAUUCCACUGAUUACGAUGAGGAGAAUGAGAUUGAUUGUGAUGAUUUUACUGACGAUUACUUGUUGUCUUCCGAUGAGAUUUCAGAUUCCGUUCAGGAGGAUGGUGUGUAUGUUGAGAUAGAGAGUCCAGGAAAGCGGACCCGCAGGAUUCGGUCAAAGAUUGCUAUUGAGGCCUCACUUGACACGAUUUGGGAUAUGUUGACUGAUUAUGAGAAGCUCGCCGAUUUCAUUCCCGGACUUGCUGUUAGUCAAUUGAUCGAGAAGAAAGACAAGUUUGCUCGGCUUUAUCAGAUAGGGCAGCAAAAUUUGCCAUUUGGGCUGAAAUUCAAUGCUAAAUGCAUUUUGGAUUGCUAUGAGAAAGAUCUGGAGAAUUUCCCCUCAGGGAAGAGGCGUGAUAUUGAAUUCAAAAUGACUGAAGGAGAUUUUCAGAUCUUUGAAGGAAAAUGGACCAUUGAACAGUUCAUUAAAGAAAGUAGUGUUGAAAGUGAUCUCUCAUUCAGUCAAGGUUUUGAGACUACUCUUUCUUAUUCAGUCGACAUAAAGCCAAAGCUGUGGCUCCCUGUUAGCCUGGUCGAAGGUAGACUCUGCCAAGAGAUAAAAAUAAACCUCUCAUCUAUCCGAGAGAGAGCACAGAAAGUGAUCCACAACACCAUUGCUGCUCAUUAACCUUGUUCACCAAUGUAGCCUUUUAAGGCGUGUCUGGGAGGAGAGGGUUUAGAAGGGUUUGAGUUCGAGUUGUUGUUCAUAAAAUUAUGUUCAUAACAACCACUGGUUUGGUUAGCUUAUGGAAUAUCAUUUUGAUUACUUAUUGGAGAGUAACAU
This is a messenger RNA of Tripterygium wilfordii, 1258 nucleotides long. RefSeq lists its product as uncharacterized. NCBI's taxonomy places the organism in Eukaryota, Viridiplantae, Streptophyta, Magnoliopsida, Celastrales, Celastraceae. The record is from RefSeq and is a predicted model, not a curated record. The transcript has 3 exons. The coding region runs from base 248 to 1102 and encodes 284 amino acids.